AUGCGAUGCGCGAGCAAGGCCGCCGAGAGCGCGUCCGCACGUCUCUGUGCGGACGCCGAAGCAGAAACUACAGCAACUGAUGUCCCAUCGGUUGCUGAAUCGACUCAGCCUGUAUCAACUGGUGAUGCAGGCGCUGGUCAUGAAGACACUCGUGUCUUCACAGAGUACGAGCUCGGUGUCUCGUACUCUCCUGAUACGGAUGACGGAUCCGUAUCGACGGCAAUUGAAUCCAAGCCGCCUGCCAAGCGUGGCAUGGAUGAUGCUACACGUCGCAGCAUCUUUGGUUCAUCUGAUGAAUCAGAUGAACCAUCGCCGAAGCGAAGGCGCUCGAGAUCGCGAGACUCGGGCGCUAAUAGUGGUGUCGUUUCUCCAAUGGACACCACUUCACAGCGAGGUGCCAGUACUUCUGUCGGCACGUCGCAGGAAGAGCGGGACCGCAAUGUGUUGCGUCUCGCUCCUGAGAAGAAGGCAUGGAUGCCUCCUAAAUCUGUCAUGGAUCACUUGUCGGCGACGACGAGUGAUCGUUAUCGAACACGAUUGUUCGAUUCGUCAAGGAUUCAUCACCUUGACCCCAGCGCGAAAGACUAUCGCGCUGAACAUGAGUUCUUCAUCGAUGCUUUCUUCAGACAUCGAUGGUACAGUGGGAAUCACAAACGUGAUGGUCCCUCACUACUUCAGGCGUGGAACGCCUACAUCCAUAAUCUCGAGGAUGUAGGUCGUGACGCUUGGAACGACAAACUUAUCAAAGCUCGUGAUAAGUUUGAAAAGCGAACCCCGACAGGUGCACGCUAUAAGCUGCAUCGUCUGUAA
Peronospora matthiolae is the source of this 810-nucleotide messenger RNA. The record is from the annotation of a GenBank genome assembly. NCBI's taxonomy places the organism in Eukaryota, Oomycota, Peronosporomycetes, Peronosporales, Peronosporaceae.